AUGUGGAAACUGAACGGACUCUACAUAUUUCUUGCUUGUGCAACCUCUUGCCAUUCAGCAUUUUUCAAGCCUCAGAAUGACUUCCAAGAAUUAUCUGGACUGAACGUCACUUUCCCAAUUGAUUUACCAUUCAACAACCGGGCCUUUGGUCUCAGUCCAGGCGAUGCCGAUUUCGAUGGUGCUUCAAACUCAUAUCCUGCAACACAAAUACCCCCAGAGCGUUUUUCGUACGGCGGCUUCAACUACCAAUUCGCGAAUUAUAAUGCCACCGGAGGCUAUGACAAUGUUCUCACUCAGGGACAGGAAAUAAAGGUACCGCAAUCAAAAUAUUUCAGCUAUCAGAUGCUUGCCGCAUCGGAAUCUGGCAUGGCUUCUGGCAAAGUGCUUGCCAAGUAUGCAGAUGGUAGCACAACAAGCGGAUCACUGCUAGUCCCGGCUUGGUGGAGCUGGCCAUAUCCUGAAGGUGGUGAUUUGAUCUUCACUUGCUAUCUUACCGAAAAUGGUACCAACUGGAAUCGCAGCAAUAUCUUCCAGACAACUAACUGGUUGGACUCGUCCAAAGAGCUUGUCUCAUUGACCUUUCCCAAUGCCUCAACUGGAUCAUCCACAAGCCCUGGUGGAGCGGCUAUUAGCACCAAGCUGCACAUAUUUGCUUUAUCUAUGCUGCCAUUAUCCAGCGAUACUGCUGGAAUGGUUCAGUUGGAAACUCAAUACGCGCGCUCAACCAAGAAAUGGAUCGAAGGUACUGACAAAGUUCAAAUUGUGGAGGUACUUGUAAACAACGUCGGGUCUUCCGCGGCGUUGAGAAAUAAUAAUGUCCGAGUGAGAGUUGAAUCGCCCGGUUUAGAGACCGUAAACGAAGGUAUAGUCAAUCGCUUGGGACCUGGAGAUCAAGCAAUUGUUGAAGUGGGCGUUCGAAAUCGCCAUGAGGUGAAUGUAGGAGAUUCUGGCCCUGCUCAUAUUGUGAUACAAGGUCAAAAUGUGAUGUCUACCAGGUAUGCAUUCCAGGCAACAUAUGGGAUUGGCCUUUAUGAGGCUACCUAUGAGUCAGUGUAUACUCAUGAAUCUCCAAACUGGUACAACAAUGCCAAAUAUGGCAUUUUCAUCCACUGGGGCAUUUAUUCUGUGCCGGGAUGGGGUAACUCAGGAACGAAAGAAGAUUAUGCAGAAUGGUACUGGUGGUGGCUGAAUGAAGGUCCAAGUGGUUCUGUAGGCGUUUAUAACUACCACCUGGACAAAUACGGACCAAACGUCGUGUACGAUGAUUUCGUCCAAAAUUUCACCGCCAGUGAAUGGGAUCCUAAGGGAUGGGUUGAUUUAUUUGCUGAUGCAGGUGCAAAUUACAUCAUACAGGAAUUAUUUGAUGCAGCCAAAAAAUACCAGCCUCAUCUACAUCGUGCAACCCUCCCCGAGUGGUUUAAUCCAGACUACAAGGAGUAUGGGUUCGGUGAUUGGCCCGGAGCUGAGUGGGCAUCAGAAUGGUUUAAUAAGGCAGCAACCGAAAAUCGUCAAGUCGUUAUGAACGCCCGAUGUGGACUUCCAGGAGACUUUGACACGCCAGAAUAUGCAACCUACUCUGCCGUUCAAAGACGAAAGUGGGAGAGUAACCUUGGAAUGGACCCAUACAGCUACGGAUACAAUCGUGCUACUCCACUUGCAAGUUACAUGAACGCCAGUACUAUCGUGACCAGCCUGGUUGAUAUCGUGAGCAAGAAUGGCAAUUUCUUACUUGAUGUCGGGCCAACGGCCAAUGGAACCAUAUUGGAUAUUGAGCAACUGCACCUUCGACAAGCUGGUAAAUGGAUCAAGACCCAUGAAGAGGCAAUCUUCAAUACGACAUAUUGGUUUGUUACACCCGAAGAGGGCGACGUAAGAUUCACUAUCUCUCAAGAGGCAUUUUAUAUCCAUACGAUUACAAAGCCCAACAACACUCUUUCGUUAUCCAGUCCAGUUCCGUGGGUAGAGGGGGAUCAAGUCACGGUGGUUGGUGGCAACAUGCAUGGUACAGUGGUCCCGAGUCAUAAAUCAAGCGAUGGGUCUCUUGUGAUUUCUGUGAGCAAGGAAGUAGCGGCAGCUGAUCAAUAUGCUUGGGUAUUUAAGAUUCCAUAUUGA
This is a messenger RNA of Penicillium verhagenii, 2112 nucleotides long. RefSeq lists its product as uncharacterized. The transcript is spliced from 7 exons. Lineage: Eukaryota; Fungi; Ascomycota; Eurotiomycetes; Eurotiales; Aspergillaceae. Gene Ontology annotation, molecular function: alpha-L-fucosidase activity. The coding region runs from base 1 to 2112 and encodes 703 amino acids. Gene Ontology annotation, biological process: fucose metabolic process; glycoside catabolic process. Gene Ontology annotation, cellular component: lysosome. The record is from RefSeq and is a predicted model, not a curated record.